AUCUUGGUCAGUGUGAGCUUGUGAGCAGCCGUCCGAGGAGGUGUCCGUUUUUCGGUGAUACGUAUCUAGUGUGAAUUCUCGAAUCCUUUAAGCGACCCCGUGAAAUCCGCUAGCAUCCAGGAUGUCGGAGCGGGAGGACAAUGUCUACAAGGCAAAAUUGGCCGAGCAGGCAGAACGCUAUGACGAGAUGGUCGAGGCAAUGAAGAAGGUGGCAUCCCUCAACGUGGAGCUCACCGUCGAAGAAAGGAACCUAUUGUCAGUCGCGUACAAAAAUGUAAUCGGUGCGAGGAGGGCGUCCUGGCGAAUAAUCUCUAGUAUUGAACAGAAGGAGGAGAACAAAGGAGCGGAAGAAAAAUUAGAGAUGAUUCGCCAAUAUCGUUCCCAAGUAGAGAAGGAGCUCAGGGAUAUUUGUGCUGACAUUUUAGGAGUCUUGGACAAACAUCUUAUUCCUUGUGCGUCAACCGGCGAGUCCAAAGUCUUCUAUUACAAAAUGAAGGGUGAUUACCACCGUUACCUCGCAGAAUUUGCCAUCGGUAACGAUAGGAAGGAAGCGGCCGAAAACUCAUUGGUCGCAUACAAGGCUGCAAGCGACAUAGCAAUGACAGAACUGCCACCUACUCACCCUAUUCGCUUGGGACUGGCUUUGAAUUUCUCCGUAUUUUACUAUGAGAUUUUGAACAGUCCUGAUAGAGCGUGUCGUCUUGCAAAGGCUGCCUUCGACGAUGCAAUAGCUGAACUCGACACCCUUUCCGAGGAAAGUUACAAAGACUCGACUCUCAUCAUGCAACUCCUCAGGGACAACCUCACCUUAUGGACCUCGGAUAUGCAAGGGGAUGGCGAAGGUGACCAGAAAGGGCAGCUGCAAGAUGCGGAGGACCAGGACGUGUCGUAACUCUAGUUGCAGUGAGUGUCAUUCGCGCAUACAAAUGAAACAAAACAAAAAAACUCUUAAUAAUUCUUAAGCAAAAAACAAAACAUACAGCUGGUGGGAGUUCAGGGUGGGGAGGGAAGCUCUUUAGCUAUCAUGUGAUCGUAAGUAUGGUUCACACAUUUACGAUCACUCCAAAAUCAUCCAAUCACAUGUUGUUGAGUUAUGGAGCACGCAGAAAAGAAGGAUAACGACGCAUCCUGCGUAUUAGUGAGAUUACAAGCAUUUAUCAAGGUGAAAUCCUCCGCCUGUUGCAAUACGAGUUCCUGGCUGGGUGUACCUUGCACUGUCCGGGGACUAUUUUGCUAUACGUAGUUUUUACAUUGCGUACGCUUUGAUCCAAAUUCUUGAAUGCCAAUGCGGUGAUGCAUUAAUUGAUAAUUGAUGAUUCUGUAAUCUCCAAAAAAAAUGUAGUUGAAUUGUCAUUUUUGGAUCAAGAUACGAGCUUGGAAAAAAUAACAUGGUCAUGAUUAUAUAUACACCACUUUGUCUAGAGAAAAUUGUCGUAAAUCAGUUCCCUAAACAUUAUUAUGCAUAAUGAUGUGCUAGGACAUCAACAACACAUACUUUUUGCUACUAAAGCAAAGUUCCUUCUCUUUUUUUUUUAUAUAUAAUCAGUUUGUGCAUUACGUGUAUUUAUGUGGCACAUUGAAAUAAAUUAUUUUACCGAUCACCUACAUAGAUGUUCAUGUUGAACACCGUUAUGAGUGUCAGUAGAGGUAUAAAUUAUUUCCAAUAUUUUUUUUACAUUAUGAAUUAUUUUCAAAAAUAUCCCUUCGAUCGAACUAAAAAGACAUGUGCUCCAUUUUUCAUCUUGUUUUCACCCAUUCUCUUUUCCCCCUCUCUACCUUUUACACAUGGCUUGAGGCUUUUGCGAAGAUUCUAUGUAAAUGAUAUUUCCAUUAACAAGUUGGAUACCUGGUCAUAUUGCACCGAACAUCUGAUGGCAAAGUUUACAUUGUAUCCGUUGACCAUAGAUGUGACGUAGAGUACAUUGCUGCGAUAUCACUUUGUUAGUGAUUUAUUUUUUACUUAAAAUCUUUGAGAGUUUGAAUUGAGCGUACGCUUUCAAGACGGACACCGGGCAUGCUUCAAAAAUGAAGAUGGAAAAACAAUUUGUGAAAAUUGGUGUGUGGCGUGCCCCUACAUUUAAGUAUUAUAGCAGUAAUAAUAAUUAUUAAUUAUAUUAUAAAUAUAUUACAAAGAAUAACAUUAAAUAAUAUUGAUAAUACCAUAAGUAAGUAUAAUAAUAAUAAUAAUUUUAAUUGUACGAGGAGCCGAAUGAAGUAAUUAAGAUUAACUUUUGCAAUAGUGAAACGUUGAAUAUAUAUUGUAAAAUUAUUGAAUACCACAAGGCAUAUAAUAAUUAAAUCACAAAAAUGAAAAAAAAUAAGAAAAUACAUAAAAAAAAUAAAACAAGACAAAUGCCAAUGCUGACAAUGUAGGCAACACACACACGCAAUUCGGUUGAAAAAAAGAAAAAAAAAUUUAGGAACAAGAAAUCAUAUUUUGGAAUUCGCAUGCGUUCACUCUGUACUAGAAAAUUAAUACGAUACACCAAGUAUGACUUUUCCUGUAAAGCCACACAUGAAAACUGGAAAUAAAGUAAUUAUUACUGUC
This is a messenger RNA of Athalia rosae (coleseed sawfly), 2548 nucleotides long. It is a transcript of the gene 14-3-3epsilon, whose product is annotated as 14-3-3 protein epsilon. Gene Ontology annotation, biological process: signal transduction. The record is from RefSeq and is a predicted model, not a curated record. The transcript is spliced from 4 exons. Gene Ontology annotation, cellular component: cytoplasm. The coding region runs from base 122 to 892 and encodes 256 amino acids. Lineage: Eukaryota; Metazoa; Arthropoda; Insecta; Hymenoptera; Athaliidae.